UAUUUUCAUACACGGAUGGCUUUCCAUAGUUGUUCACUGUUAAAAAUGUCGGCUUUUUGCAAAACGUAAACAAACUUGACCAAACGAUGUCUUACUAACUUAAAGUGUCUGGUGAGAUAUGGCGGGCAUAAGACAGGCAGCGCGAAUUUCUGUCCAGGGCCUCUUAAGACACCAGCACACGGCGACGUCCGAAAACCUUGGAUCCGCCUCGAAAAAUGUACGACCGUUCGAUGACAUCCCCGGACCGAGUGGCAUAUACAGUGUACCUUAUCUUGGGACUGCUUUCCACUUCAAACCUUUUACUUCCAUUACUGUUUCCACGAUAUACAAGUUACUGCGGAAGUUUACUGAUGAAUACGGCGAUAUCAUGAAGUUCAGAGCAGGCAAGAACUGGUUGGUGGUCCUCUCGAAUCCGCUGUUUUCAGAACAGCUGCUGAGAGACGCGGACAAAUACCCUGCUCGACCCACUGUCGGAAUUUUGGACGCUUACUACAAAAGAAAGAAACUCUCUCCAGGAUUAUCAUCACUGCAAGGUGAACAAUGGGCCAAUCUUAGAAAACCUGCCAACAACCAAAUGAUGCGCCCGGCAGUGGUGUCGUCAUACAUACCUGCUCUGACACCCGUAGCAGACGACUUCAUCGCCAUCUGCAGAAAUUCCCAUAGAAUUGACGAUUGUUUAAAGACGAUGAUUAACUUUACAACCGAAAGUAUCGGAAUGCUGUGCUUUAACAGACGUUUGGGGUGUUUAACUGGAACAGCCAAUCUUGACUUUGUGGAAGACCUUGGCAUUUUCUUCCGCGGACUCGCCGAAUCAAACCACAACUCCCAGGCUUACAAAUACUUUCAAACACCCUUUUAUAAGAAAUUUGAAAAAUCUGCAGAUAACAUGUACAAAGUUGCAGCAAAAGAAAUGCACGACGCCUUGAACAAGAUGGAAGAACUCAAACGGGAAGGGAAGUUGGAGGAAUAUUUAAAGGAACCCAACUUCCUCUAUGCCUUGAUUUCUCACCCCGGAAUGACCCUGGCUAAAACCCAGAGUCUGAUCCUUGAUUUAUUUGUUGGAGGUAUUGACUCUACAUCAAAUGCACUGACAUUCUUAUGGCAUGAGUUAGCCACGCACCAAGAAUCACAAGAGCGUCUCUACCAGGAAAUUCGUCACGUGAUUGGCAACAAAAACCUGGAUGUAGAGGCUCUGACAAAUAUGCCAUAUCUAAAAGCGUGCGUCAAGGAAUCCUUGAGGAAAAAUUAUCCUCUAUCAAUCGGAAGUAUUAGACGGUUGAAGGAGGAUAUUGUAGUUGGCGGAUAUCGAAUCCCAAAAGGAACUGAUGUUCUUGUCCCUCUGAGGAACAUGUCCCAAGAUGAAAAGUACUUCAAGAAUGCAAACCAGUUCAUCCCCGAAAGAUUUCUAAGGGGAGAUAAGUCGAUCGAUGACGAGACGCGACACACGGAACCAUUCGUUUAUCUCCCCUUUGGGUUUGGACCGCGCAGCUGUAUCGGGCAGCGCUUCGCCGAGAAUGAGAUGUAUAUUAUCACAGCAAAGCUUUUCCAAGCUUUCCAAGUCUCACUGGCACCUGAAGUCCCAAAACAACUACAGUAUACGUACAGAAUAUUUGCCUGCCCAACAACCAAGGUCAUAUUUUUGUUGAAAGACAGACAGUAAUUAUCCAUUCUCCUCCGGAGUACGAUAUCAUAUUAACUAUAUAUAGCCACAGCCUACUGUAGCUUUAGAAAGAUACUCAAGAUACUUCGGGGAAAAAGACUUUUUGUCAUCCACUGUACUGGCCUUCAUAUAACUGACUUGUUUUAAUGUUGGAAUUAUGUUAUUUAAAGAUUUUUUCCCAUUUGGCAAUAUUGUGCAUUUUAUUGCACGACUUUUUAUACCAAAGACAUAAAAAAAAAUCAGACUGUGAAAAUAUUAUAUAACAGUAUUAGAAUAAACUGCAGUAUAAAUACAUGUAUUCCAAUACAUGUUUAUAAAAACAGCAGGUACAUAUACAUGUAUUGUACAAUAAUUCAGAAACAAAAGCAGUAAUAAAUGGUAACCAAUUUUUACAAAUCAAACAGAGAUUGCACCAUCAUCUGAAACUGCACUACAAACAUGAAUAUGUUGGUGUUUUAAUUUAGAUAGUUUGAGUUGUUUACUAUUUUAAAAGAAAGUAUUUCCAUAAUUUUCUCUUUCAAUUGACAAUGGAUUUUUUUUUAUAAUAUGUUGACAUUGUUUUAGUCCCAUUAAUACACAGAUGUACAUGUAUUGUCUGGUGCAAUUUUUUUUAUGAUAUUAGUAUCCAUAUUAACAACAAUAUAUUCAUCAUUACUGAUACAUCUGUGUCCUAAACUCUAAAUCAAAGUACUGAAGAACUGACGGGAGUUGAUUUUGUCGAUGUUUAUUUAUUUUAAAAUCAAUGAUAUGUUAUUUUGCAUGACAAGUACAUGUAUACGUAGUUUGUAAUUUGAAUUACGCAUAUUUUUAUAAUAUGAAUUUUUGAACUUUUUCGACUAGAAUGUCGAGAAACCUCCAUAUGAACCAUGUUAAAUAAUAUUUAAAGAUAAAAUUAAUUCAAUCAAACUAUGUAUCAGUGGUAGAAAUAUUUCUCGAAAAUUGUUUGGAUCCAAGCAAUAUUUAACUCUAGUCUCGUUCAACCAAACGCUCGGCUGACACCGACAAGGGUUUACGGAGACAGCCGGGCGUCGAGUUGAACGAGACUAUAUUGAACUCUGGUGUAGGAAUACAUACGACUACAAAAAUAUUUAAAUUGUUCGAACCAUUUAAAAUCUGACUAUUUUUAAAGUAUUUGUAAAUAAGUUUCCUUGAAAAACAAUGCUUUAGCAUACAUUACAUCGAAUUCAUCAAUUAUUUUCAAGAACUAAGUCUUGUCAGGAGCAAUGAUUUGUGCUGAGGUCCAAACACUGUUUCACUUUCGGUUUGUCCGCGUGACUGCAUAGGAGAGUUGAUUAAAAAUCAACUCCCAAAAAUGGCUUGACUUCAUAUGUAUUAAACUUGAUCAUUAUAAAAUACUUCUUUUGUAGCGUGACAAUAUCUUUUAAUAUGAUAAAUAUAAUGAAUUUUUAAAUAGCAUGUACUUGAUUGUCUGACAGUCUUGUUGAAUUUUCUAUGGUUGAUCUAUGAAAUUGUUGGUUGUAUUGUUUUGUACCAAUUAUUUACAUAAUACAUGUAUCUAAUAAAAGUUAGACAAAUUG
This is a messenger RNA of Magallana angulata, 3198 nucleotides long. RefSeq names its product cytochrome P450 10-like. The record is from RefSeq and is a predicted model, not a curated record. Bases 119 to 1660 code for a protein of 513 amino acids. Gene Ontology annotation, molecular function: iron ion binding; heme binding; oxidoreductase activity, acting on paired donors, with incorporation or reduction of molecular oxygen. NCBI's taxonomy places the organism in Eukaryota, Metazoa, Mollusca, Bivalvia, Ostreida, Ostreidae. The transcript is spliced from 10 exons.